UUUUGCUGAGGUAAUUUAUACCAUCAGCAAGAUUAAAUAUAGGACCAAAAAAGAAGAAAAAAAAACAGUGCUACUGCACAAUUUUGCGUCUAAUUUCUUUUUACGACAACCGAUAUUUAUUUUUUUAUUGAAUUCGAUGUGAGGCAUAUUUUAUUCUAGCACCACUGGUGAGCCUCCGGCAAAGUCUGGAUAUUUGAAUCGAUCGAGUAUUCCAUAAACGGUGAGUUCGAGACCUCUGACAUGGAGCGCAGACUUUCCUGCAGCAUCUUACAAGAGCACUUCGCUUCUUUAAAAGCGGCACUGGAUGCUGCAUUAUUAACCUUCACGAAUUCUGUAGACUGCAGAUUUGCUGACAUUCUGUUGGAAAUGUCCGGAAAGGAGAUGGAAAUCGAAAGUCUGAAGCUUCAGCUGAACCUGUCCAGGAGUGAAGUGAAGUCCAUGCGUAAAAACCUGCGCACUGCUGACUUUAACUUCGCGAGGUCCGUAACUGGCGAACAAACAGCGAGCGGUAAGGCGCAGCAAUUCAGCGCGAUCGAGAAGAAGAAAACGACAAAUUCACGGCACGGCUUGGUUCGGCCCGUAGAGCAAAACGACAUCCAAUGCGUGGUACCGGCUACUGCCGGCUGUCCCUCACUUCCUAAAAGAUACCGAGAUUUACCACGGUCGAUGCCUGGAUGGAGUGUUUCUGUGAGCGACUGUGGCACGGCAAUUUUGGAUAUAGAGAAAUCUGUGCCUCCAGAAAUUGGGCCAGUGGAAGUUCAGAAUUGUAACCAGGACUUAGAUGCAACUCUCCAGAACCCUCCAAAUCUUUCUCCUUCGUCUGAAGAUAUUUCUAAACAGAUAUUCAGCCAUAGUGAAGGAGAGGACGUGAAGGUGAACAAUUCUCAUUUCUUAGGGACCAGCAGUGAACACAUCUUAUAUCACGUUAAGGAAGAGAUCCAGGUUUGCGGAUCUGGCCCAGUUAAAGAGGAGCAAUCUGAGAUGGAGAACCAUCUGCAUGAUCAAAUAGAAACACCUUCUGUAGAGUCUCCUGCCCAGAGUCACUUGGCUAUUGACAGACCUGGGGAAGUUCAGAUGGAGAGCAGUAAUUUCACAGUCCAGGAGGAGUACAGUCAAGAAGAGAUGCACAUGUAUGAGGAGGACUGUAUACCACAUUAUGACAAUCGUCGUCACCACAACCAGGAAACUGAAUAUAGUAAGAGUUUCACACAGAACACCCAUUUGCCAGAACAGCAGAUACUCCAUGCAAGAGGAAAGCGUUUUAUUUGCUCUCAAUGUGGGAAGACCUUUGGUUAUUUAAUAAAUUUAAAGUCACAUCAAAGGACACACACGGGGGAGAAAACAUACAGCUGCCCGCAAUGUGGAAAGACCUUCAGUCGUUUAACGUACAUUAAAAUUCAUGAAAGAAUUCACACUGGGGAGAAACCGUAUAGGUGUGUUCAGUGUGGAAACUCUUUCAAACAGAUAUCCCACCUUAGAAAUCACCAGAGGAUUCACACUGGAGAGAAACCUUACUGCUGUCCUGAGUGCGGCAAAAAUUUCAGUCAGUCGGGUGCCCUCAAAAUACACAGAAAGAUUCACACCGGCGAGAAACCCUACCCAUGCAUUGUGUGCGGGAAGAGCUUCAACCAGUCAGCUAACCUCAAAUCCCAUCUGAGAAUUCAUGGGAGAGGAAAACCCAUUGCUGACAUACACAGUGAUCUUUAUUAAUGCAAAAUUGGUGAAGAAAGUGCUUAAAUAUUUUAAGAUAAAUCAGUUAAUCAUUCCACUCUUUAUUCAUUUACAGUGAUAUGAAAAAGUUUGGGAACCCUUCUUAUUUCUUUAGAUUUUUGUUUCUCAUUGGCUGAGCUUUCUGAGUAG
Polypterus senegalus (gray bichir) is the source of this 1860-nucleotide messenger RNA. Its product is annotated as zinc finger protein 2 homolog. The record is from RefSeq and is a predicted model, not a curated record. The transcript has 2 exons. The coding region runs from base 241 to 1710 and encodes 489 amino acids. NCBI's taxonomy places the organism in Eukaryota, Metazoa, Chordata, Cladistia, Polypteriformes, Polypteridae.